UAGGGGCGGGGUUUCCCUGCGAUUCUGUCGGCCGUUGGGCGCGCAAGGAAUUUCAAACAUUUGGACAUCUAAGUAGGACCUGUUCCGUGGAUUUGGGUUAAGUUCGGGAAUUGUGAUAUAGUCAGUAGAAAAAUGGGCCGAGAGUAAAAAAUGUAAAGGUGCGUCGUAUACGGCAGAAAAGAUCGUACAGAAUAAGUAGGCUAAUGUAUUGUCCAUGUUAAAAUGCUCCUUCCUUAUGGUUUCAGCUGAAUUCCAUCUACAGAGUCGGCCACGGAAAUACUGAACCCUACGAUCUGCCAAGUGGGCAAAAUGCAGGAUUGUAAAGAGUUUUCUCUGAGGGCUGAGAUAGACCGCCUUUCUUCCGAGUUGCAGGAAGCCACUGAAGAAAACCUACAGGCUGCCCGCUAUGGUCUGGCUGUCCUGGAGGAGAACACUGCUCUAAAAACCAAAUACAGUGAGUUGGAGUUAGAGCAUGAAGCACUCAAGCAAGAGCUGGAACAUAUAAAAGAAGCACUUGCAGACUCCCUGAAUAAUCAUAAGAAAGCAACAGCAGAUGGGGAAAAACAUGAGGAAUCACUACUGAGAGAAACUGCUUCCAAAGAGGCUGCCAUGGAAGAAAAGAUUGAGGAAUUACAGUCUGACCUGAAACAAGCCAGAGUUAGUCUAGCCAACACCAAGGCAGAGAACGAACGGUUUGUUUACAUCAUGCAAGACCUCAAAAAGGAGUGUGAGUGCUUGGAAGCAGAAAAGGGUCAUUUGCGGGAUGAACUCAAAGAAUACAAAGUUCGGGAGUUAAGGCAACUACAAGACAACACUGAACUAGAGGACGAGAACAUCUCUUUGCAGAAACAAGUUUCAGUCCUGAAAGAGAAUCAGGUGGAGUUUGAAGCAGUGAAGCAUGAGCUGAAAUGCAGAGACGAAGAGCUGGUGCUUUUGAAUAACCAGAUUGAAGAAAUGAAUCGUCUGCGAGAAAUCUCUGAACGACAGCUUGAGGAAGCUCUGCAUACCCUUAAAGAGGAGAGAGAACAAAAGAGCAGCCUGCGUAAGGAACUGUCAAUGUAUUCUAUCAAUCCCUUUGACUCCCUCAGCAACCUUCAUCUUAAUCUGGAGGGUCUGGAAGAGAGUCUUCAAGAUGGCCAAGAAGACAGUGGCUUUAACAGUUGUGGGAUAUACCCUCCCAAAAUCAAUGGAGAGCACAUACACCGUAUCUCAACUCCACGGAACAGUGAUGUUUUCCGGCCUGCACCCAGCCUGGUCUCAGAUCUGCUUAGUGAGUUGAAUCUUUCAGAAUCUCAAAGGCUUAAACAGCAACUGCUCCAGGUGGAGAAGGAAAAAACAACCCUCAUCAAUUCUGUGCAAGAGUUACAGAAGCAGUUAGAUAUAACAAAGGAGGCUCUAUCAGAGCAACAACAUAUGGUACACAAGUCAGUUCAACAGUUGGAGGCAUUGCAGAGCUCCAAUGACUUACUAUUGCAGCAUCAGAAAGGAAACAAUAUGGGGAGCAAGGGUUCUUGCCAACUACAUGUCAACGGUGAAGAAAACCCAGAAUUCCCAUUUUCAACUAAUGAAGAGCUUAUACAUCUUAAGAAGAAUUUAAAAGAAGCAGAAGCCAGAUUUAGUGCUCUAGAAACCAAAUACAAAAAUGAGAAAGACAGAUGGAGGGGUGAAGCACAGGAGCUUGCUGAUAAAAUUUGUCAGUGUAUCAAGAUUAGCCGACAAGACCAGGACCGAAUCUCUGAGUUGGAAAAAGAAAUUGGAACAGCUCGUAAAGUGGCAACAGAUACAGAUGUCAUUCUUGGUAUGGUACAGAAAGAGCUGGUGGUAUUCACAGAAGAGAUGGCUAGCUUAUAUCACCAUAUUUGUAUGUGCAAUAAUAUAACACCAAAUCGGGUCAUGCUUGACUACUACAAAGAAGGAAGAGGCAGCCGCAGCUCCCUCAAAAAACGUCGUUCUUCUGAUCUUUUAGGAAAGAUGAUGCUCAGCCCAGAGUCUCCAGUCAGUGAAAGUAGUCAUAGUGGCGAUUCUUCCCCUGUUGGAGGCAGCUCCAGCUCGCCUACUAUAGACUUUAGAGACCCUUUGAAUGCACGAAAUCUAAUAACUGUAGCAAGGAACCAGAUUAAACAUUUACAGGUGGCCGUGGACCUUUCAAGACAAAGAGGAGGCAACUUUCCUGUUUCUUCUCUUUUGGGCACUGAAGCAGAACUAGACAAUGCAGCACUCAUGGAGGAGGUUUUAAAGCUGAAAUCACUUCUCAGUACCAAGCGGGAACAGAUUGCUACACUAAGGACUGUCCUCAAGGCAAACAAGCAAACUGCUGAAGUGGCAUUGUCUAACCUGAAAGCUAAGUAUGAAAAUGAGAAGUCUUUGGUAUCAGAAACAAUGGUGAAGCUGAGGAAUGAGCUGAAAGCUCUAAAAGAGGACGCUGCUACCUUCUCUUCCCUAAGAUCCAUGUUUGCCAGCAGGUGUGAUCAGUAUGUUGCACAACUGGAUGAGAUUCAGAGACAGCUAGCUGCUGCAGAAGAUGAGAAAAAGACUCUUAAUUCUCUACUGCGAAUGGCCAUACAGCAAAAAUUAGCAUUGACUCAAAGACUAGAGGAUUUAAAAAACCCACACCCAGGAGAUGGAACCCGAAGAAGUCGAACUCAGCCUAUAGGCAGCAGCAGCAAGACCAGUCGUUCUCCUCGCAGCCCAAGAGGCAGUCCUGUGAGCUUCACUCGCAGCCCCAGAGCUAGUCCGAGAUGAACUUUUGGUGUGCUGUCUUUCAUCUGGAGUGUGAGCUCAUUCAUCAUUUACUUCACCAAGACUUCCAUACUUGUCAACUUUAUAAAUGCUGAACAAACAAAAGAAAGAUACAACAGGAAACAAGAUUUUGCACUAACUUGGAAAUUACAGUUUAUUACAUGUUUUAUAGAACUAUUUUACAUUCUUUUACCUUACAUAUUAACAACUAUGCUUUUUUCUGCCUAUGUGUUUAAUAAUGUUUAAAGUGAAGUUUUUAAUCUUCUUUGAGCCUUAUGAGACGACGUGUUUCAGGUUUUUCUUGUUUAAAAAAAAAAAAGUCUCACUUUGAUUUAAGGGCUAUCUAGUUUUGUUUUUGAAGCCUAUUUAAUAAGUGUAAAGAUUUGAAUAAAGAGGCAGUCUAAUUAAUAAUUUGAUUCGUAGUUUACAGCUUGAAUAAUGCAAAGAAUUUUUUUUUACUUGGAUGAUCUUAUGGAUAUUACCAAUGCAAAACCAGCUACACUAUCCAAACCACCAGUAAAGGCCUAAAGAAAAAUCCUGAAUUGAUUUAUAUUAAAAGUACUGAAUCACAUCUGAAUUCAGACUUUUGUUUCCUAAAUUAAUACCACUUUGUUGUAUAUCAAGUGUGGGUAAAUUUUAACUAAGAGAAAAAUUCAGCCGAGUCUCUGAAUGCAAUAGCCAAGAGGAGUCUGAUUCUCUCUGGUUAAAUCUACAAUAACUGGAUUAACGGCACCUUCCAUUCAGGUAUACUAGAGCAUAUUUUUGGGUAAUGAGUGGAUUAGCCAACUUUAAUUUAAUGUAUAAUGAGCAGGAGAUUUACAGAUGUGAUUUUCACAAAAGCCAGUAAUAUGUCACUGCUGUAAUGCUGGGAUAGACAAUUUUCUAAAUAAUUUUCAAAUUAGUAAUUCUAAUCCAUUUUCAUGAAAAAGUCUGAAGUUCAUUAUUUACUUUUCGUAUUUUUAAGUUGCCUUAUAUAGGUUCUGGAUUUACCACAUUUAGCUCUCUAAUGAAAGCAACCUUGUGCCACCAGGAUACACCAAGAAACUACAGUAGGAUGUUGAGUUAUGGAGUGGUUGUGUUAGGAUAUCGUAAACAGGGUUUGCUUUGGGUAAAAAAGCAUAAUUGUUUUGUUGUUACAUGUUCUUGUGCAGGCCGAUGUACAAAGUACAACUCUAGCAGCUGGUAAAAGUAGCGACUGCAGCACAGGUGUUUUUAAAUGGUAGUGUUUUUGUUGCUUUUAUUAUUUUUGUAACAUAGUAAAAUGUAAUUUACAAAAAAAUCCUGGUUGAUCUAGUCGAGCUUUUUAUGUCUACAGUUAAGACACAUACUACAUGUGAUUUCUGGAGGAAUUAACAACAUACCUUAGGAAUAUUAUGACCGAAAUUAUGUUCUUUUUAUGUCUAUUGUUAUAUUAAUAAUUCUGAACAAUAGUUAAAAAAGCAUUGCUUAUUUGAUCAGUGAAAGAAUACAGACUGAUGUGUACUGUUUUUUUUUUCCAAAAAAAAGAAAUGUCCUAAAUAUGAGCACAUAUUCAAAGCUUAAAGAGUAAGUGUGGUAUUUUUUAAAUUAAAGAUAUUUUUCACAAUCAUUAAUCUGCCAUGGGGAAACUGAUCUUAAGUGAAGCAUUUUUUUUAAAUCAAUUUUUUAAAAAAUCACGGUGCUUGUUUUUGUGGUUUAAAAUGCCGUGUUCGAGGCACUGGUCCAGAUGAGAAACUUACCAACAUGUGUCCAUUUUCAAGUUAAGAAUGUUCUCAAGUAUUGAUCUGUAUCCUGAGAUUGCAAACAUACUGUACAAUUGCAUAUCUAUGGUUCUUUUUGGAGGAAUUAAAAAAUAAAAA
Molecule: messenger RNA, 4577 nt
Organism: Erpetoichthys calabaricus (reedfish)
Lineage: Eukaryota; Metazoa; Chordata; Cladistia; Polypteriformes; Polypteridae
Exons: 10
Coding region: 310-2742 (810 amino acids)
Biological process (GO): protein localization to organelle; regulation of microtubule cytoskeleton organization; microtubule anchoring at microtubule organizing center
Cellular component (GO): Golgi apparatus; cytosol
Molecular function (GO): cytoskeletal adaptor activity; dynactin binding; dynein complex binding
Source: RefSeq, a predicted model, not a curated record